AUGGCUAGUGGAUUACGGAUUCUGGUCCCCGUCAAGCGGGUGAUUGACUAUGCGGUCAAGCCCCGCAUCAACAAGGCGCAGACAGGCGUGGAGACCGCCGGUGUCAAGCACUCCCUCAACCCAUUUGAUGAACUUUCAAUUGAAGAGGCCGUUCGAUUGCGUGAGCGCAAGGGUCCGCUCAAGGUUGAGAACAUCCUCGCCCUUUCCGCCGGUGGACCCAAGACCCCCGAUGUCCUGCGCACGGCGAUGGCCAUGGGUGCCGAUCGCGCAUUCCACAUUGAUGUGGGCGAUUCCGCAGACGGCGGUCCUGAGCCACUGACCAUCGCCAAGUUGUUAAAGGGUGUCGUGGAAAAAGAGAACAUCAACCUUGUUUUGCUCGGCAAGCAAGCUAUUGACGGCGACCAAGGUCAGACCGGUCAAAUGCUUGCUGGUCUGUUGGGAUGGCCGCAGGCCACUCAGGCCAGCAAGGUCGAGGUGAAGGAUGAGGCUGGUACAGUGGAGAUCACCCACGAGGUGGACGGCGGUGUUGAGACGCUCCGCGCCAAGUUGCCUCUGGUGAUCACCACUGAUCUGCGACUGAACGAGCCCCGCUAUGCCAGCCUGCCCAACAUCAUGAAGGCAAAGAAGAAGCCUUUGGAGAAGAAGACGCUGGCCGACUUUGGCGUCGAGGACACUCGCCGAUUGAAGACUCUGAAGGUUACUGAACCUCCUGCUCGGAGCGGUGGUGGCAAGGUUGAGGAUGUGGAUGGUCUUGUCUCCAAGCUCAAGGAACUCGGGGCGCUGUAA
Messenger RNA from Penicillium oxalicum, 786 nucleotides. RefSeq names its product electron transfer flavoprotein subunit beta/FixA family protein. The coding region runs from base 1 to 786 and encodes 261 amino acids. Gene Ontology annotation, molecular function: electron transfer activity. Gene Ontology annotation, cellular component: cytosol. NCBI's taxonomy places the organism in Eukaryota, Fungi, Ascomycota, Eurotiomycetes, Eurotiales, Aspergillaceae. The transcript has 3 exons. The record is from RefSeq and is a predicted model, not a curated record.